AUGGAUCCCUCCACUCAUAUCAUUGAUCCAGAUGGUGAAGUGAUAAUCGUAUUGCAUAACGCAAACUCUCCUUUUGCUCAUGCUGCUGAAGAUAUGGUCCCUGGCAGGCUCUCUCAUGGCCCUCCAGAACCUCACAACCCAAUUUCUCAUCAGGAGUCCAUUCCCGAAGGCGCUGCUACCGAUGACUCUGCUUUGGAAACACAGAUGUGUGAGUCGAUGAGUAGAAGAGAAUUCCGCAUUCAGGUCUCGGCAAAGCAUAUGAUGUUUGCCUCGUCAUUUUUCAAGAAAACUCUCACCGGCGGUUGGAAAGAAAGCGAAACCUAUCUGCAGAAGGGUUCGGUUGAGGUUACCGCAGAUGGCUGGGAUCCCGAAGCGCUCCUCAUUAUUAUUCGUGCCAUACAUUGUCAAUACAGCCUCAUACCGAAGAAGGUGACACUAGAGAUGCUCGCCAAAAUUGCAGCUAUAGCCGACUACUACGAUUGCAAAGAUGUUCUACACAUAAUCACCGAUAUAUGGUUCAGUUCUCUGGAUGAAAAGGUUACGGCAUCUUCACGAGACCUAGUACUCUGGCUAUGGGUUUCUUGGGUUUUCAAACACCCUACACAGUUUACAGAAGCAACAUCAACUGCUAUGUCAUGGAGUGAAGGUUUCAUUGAUGCUAGGGGGCUUCCGAUCCCCAAUCAAGCCAUCGCGUCGAUGGAAAAAUCUCGACGAGAGGCUAUCGAGAAUGUAAUGCUCUAUCUUCAUGGAACAUGCGAGGCCUUUCUAAGCGGAGAUCGAGGUUGUGGGUUUGAAUGCAAAUCAAUCAUGUAUGGGGCUCUUAAUUUGCAGAUUCGGUCAAGCUCUCUUCUUUCACCGACGCCUGCAACCCCUUUUCCGGGCAUCAGCUACAAAAAUCUCAUACAGGAGGUAUCAUCAUUCAGAUCGCCACGGUGGUAUGAAUCAUCCGGCCCCUUUCCGAAGCGUGGUCAAACUUACCGGCAUGAUUGUUCUGACUCCAGUUUCAAAACACUGUUCGCGAAUUUGAACCAUUCCAUCGAAGGGUUGCAACUAGACAAACUUUCUAAUCCCUAG
Messenger RNA from Penicillium samsonianum, 1074 nucleotides. RefSeq lists its product as uncharacterized. The record is from RefSeq and is a predicted model, not a curated record. The coding region runs from base 1 to 1074 and encodes 357 amino acids. The transcript is spliced from 2 exons. NCBI's taxonomy places the organism in Eukaryota, Fungi, Ascomycota, Eurotiomycetes, Eurotiales, Aspergillaceae.